GCGUUGCCGGAAGCCGGGUGGGAGGCGCCGGGAGCCCGCGGGGCGCGCACAAAGCGGCCGCUGCCCCCGGAGCCGCGCGCGUCCAGGACCGGCGGGUGACGCGCCGGCGCGUGCGGAGCGGCCGGGACCACCCCGCACCGGGAGGCGACCCCGGGGACCCGCCCGCACCAUGACCGAGACCACCAAGACGCACGUGAUCCUGCUGGCCUGCGGCAGCUUCAACCCCAUAACCAAGGGCCACAUUCACAUGUUUGAGCGAGCCAGGGAUUAUCUGCACAAGACGGGACGCUUUAUCGUCAUCGGCGGAAUCGUAUCCCCGGUACACGACUCCUAUGGCAAGCAGGGCCUGGUAUCCAGCAAGCACCGCCUCAUCAUGUGUCAACUGGCCGUUCAGAACUCGGACUGGAUCAGGGUGGACCCCUGGGAGUGUUACCAGGACACCUGGCAGACCACGUGCAGCGUCCUUGAGCACCACCGCGACCUCAUGAAGCGGGUGACCGGCUGCAUCCUCUCCAACGUCAACACCCCCUCCGUGACGCCCGUGAUCGGACAGCCCCCCAACGAGAGCCCCCAGACCAUCUACCAGAACGGCAGCACACCCACCAAGCCCACCGCAGCCAAGAUCCUGGGGAAGGUGGGAGAGAGCUUGAGCCGUAUCUGCUGCGUGCGACCCCCCGUUGAACGUUUCACCUUCGUGGACGAGAACGCAAACCUGGGCACAGUCAUGCGGUAUGAGGAGAUCGAGCUGCGGAUCCUGCUGCUGUGUGGGAGUGACCUGCUCGAGUCCUUCUGCAUCCCCGGGCUCUGGAACGAGGCCGACAUGGAGGUGAUCGUAGGGGACUUCGGGAUCGUGGUGGUGCCCCGGGACGCCGCCGACACAGAUCGCAUUAUGAACCACUCCUCGAUCCUCCGCAAAUACAAAAACAACAUCAUGGUGGUGAAGGACGACAUCAACCACCCCAUGUCCGUGGUCAGCUCGACCAAGAGCAGGCUGGCCCUGCAGCACGGGGACGGCCACGUGGUGGACUACCUGGCCCAGCCGGUCAUCGACUACAUCCUGCAAAGCCAGCUCUACAUCAACGCCUCGGGCUAG
This is a messenger RNA of Sorex fumeus (smoky shrew), 1093 nucleotides long. RefSeq names its product nicotinamide nucleotide adenylyltransferase 2 (gene NMNAT2). The transcript is spliced from 11 exons. Gene Ontology annotation, biological process: NAD+ biosynthetic process. Gene Ontology annotation, molecular function: nicotinamide-nucleotide adenylyltransferase activity; nicotinate-nucleotide adenylyltransferase activity. The record is from RefSeq and is a predicted model, not a curated record. Bases 170 to 1093 code for a protein of 307 amino acids. Gene Ontology annotation, cellular component: Golgi apparatus. Lineage: Eukaryota; Metazoa; Chordata; Mammalia; Eulipotyphla; Soricidae.